Molecule: messenger RNA, 2589 nt
Organism: Centropristis striata (black sea bass)
Lineage: Eukaryota; Metazoa; Chordata; Actinopteri; Perciformes; Serranidae
Product: DBH-like monooxygenase protein 2 homolog
Exons: 13
Coding region: 1-1716 (571 amino acids)
Biological process (GO): norepinephrine biosynthetic process; octopamine biosynthetic process; dopamine catabolic process
Cellular component (GO): secretory granule membrane
Molecular function (GO): dopamine beta-monooxygenase activity; copper ion binding
Source: RefSeq, a predicted model, not a curated record
AUGCUCUCUCUGCUUCCUUUCCUCUACCUGUUCUCAAUAUGGACAAAAGGAGCAGGGGCGUCAGACCCCGACCUGCCCUUCAUGGUGUACCUGGACCAGAACCACUUGGUCAGCCUAAAGUGGGGCUAUGAUAACCCUCAAGGAAAAAUUACAUUUAAGUUUACGGUCAACGCGACUGGCUGGGUGAGCUUUGGCUUCAGUACGAAUGGAGGCAUGAAGGGGUCGGACAUUGUCAUGGGGGGAGUGGGACCCAGUGGAAUCUACUUCACGGAUCGUUAUGCCAUAGGGAACUCCAUGCCCCUGGUGGACGAGCAGCAGAGCUACGAACUCCUCUCUCUGAGAGAAAGUGAAGGUCAAACCGUCAUGACCUUUCGGAGGACGAUUCAAUCAUGUGAUGACAAAGACUUCCAUAUCACUGCUCAACCCAUUAAACUGAUUUACGCCUACGGAAUAACAGAUGACAUCGGUUACCAUGGUGCUCGCAGAGGCACCAAGGAAAUCAACCUGCUGAACUACAUACCCAGAACGACUCCAACCAGCCACAACUAUUUCAGUGCCACAGUAAACAAUGUCAUGAUACCUCAAAAACACACCUACUAUCACUGCAAGGUCAUGAAGUUUCCAAGCUUAAGUACAAAACAUCACAUAUAUCAGUUUGAGCCAGUGAUUGAGAAAUCUGACAACGUGCAUCACAUGAUGCUGUACCGCUGCCACUCCUUUGUGACGGAGCCGGUGGAAGGGCCCUGCCACUUAAUCAUCAGAUCGGUGGCCUGUUUCAUGGUGGUGGCUGCAUGGGGAGUGGGAGGAGGGGUAUUUGAGUUUCCAGAAGAUGUGGGUAUUCCUGUUGGAGGAACAGAGAAUGAAUUAUUAUAUAUGCUGGAAAUUCACUACAAUAAUCCAAACAAUGAAGCAGGUAUAACAGACAGCUCAGGACUGAGACUGCACUACACAGCAACUCUCCGGCAGCAUGAUGUGGGCAUCCUGACCACAGGCAUAUUUCCACAGUCGAACUACAAGAUCCCACCAAAUGCCUCUCAGUUCCACACCUUUGGCGUGUGCAAUACCUCUCUCUUUUCUCAGAUGAUGCAUCCUGUGCCUGAUUUGUACGUGUUUGCCGUGUUGAUGCACACUCACCUUGCUGGGAGAAAAGUCAGAGUUGGCCAGUACAGAAAUGAAGAGCAGAUAGACUUCUUGGCCUUGGACGAAAACUACAACUUUGAUCUACAGCAGAGCAUCAGUUUGGGAAACAUCAAGACCAUCAAGCCAGGUGAUGAGAUUGCAGUGGAGUGCACCUACAGUACUCUCAAUCGUAACAACAUCACAGAGAUGGGGUUUGCAACUUCUGAUGAGAUGUGCCUGGUCUUCCUAUACUACUACCCUGAGAUCCAGAUCUCAGAAUGUAUCAGCCAGCCAAAUACAAGGUAUCCUCUCCUAAUUUCUGACAGCAUGUACGCCAUAACUUCAGACCAGGGUGACAUUUCUGCACAGGAGAAUAUCCAGAAUUCUCUUCCACAAAUACAGUGGAUCCGUGAUGAAGAUAACAACAUAAGAUUCUAUGGAAAUGGCAUGGUCAGGAAGAUGAUGAAGACACAGAAUGUCACUUGUCUGGACAAGAACAACAACAACAACAACAGCAGGGCAAGCAGACUGAGCACUUCAUGGAUCUUGAACCCAGCGGGAAUCAUACUUCCUUUUGUUUGGAUUGCAAUAAUGUAACAUAUAUGACCUGUAUGAGCGACAGAUCCAAACCAUUGCACUCUUGGUGGAAUAGUUUGGAGUUCAUAAAAUCUCAACUACAUCAAGCUGGGUGUAUUCAACUUUACAGGGUGUACACUAUUUUCUAUGUUUUAAUUUUUGCCUGUUUAUAUCAUAUUUUUUUCCCUUUUGUAUUGAUUAUUAAUCCCACAUCUUAAAAACUUGGUUAUAUAAAAGCACAAAAUGCUCGAUUAUAUCUACGUGGUAACAAAUCAGUGAACUGCAUUAUCAAUACAGCUGUAAGGUAAUUUCAUUAAUCAUACUUUUUCAUGUAGGAAUGAUACUAGAAAGAAAAUAGUUCUUACAUGAAACUGCACACAACAAGGUCUGUGGAUUAUCUUUAGUAACAGGGUCAUGAUUUUUGGAAAGACACAUUGCCGUUGAGUUUUUUCACAUGUAUCUAUUGGUGUUUUGAGCACAAGCCGAUCUACUUUCAUUAUAUUCAAGAGACGGCAUACAUAUCUACGGUUGAUAUAUAUAUAUUGGGGGGAACUGUCUCUUUAAUACCUAUAGCACUGUACCUUGAAUCUAAAGUAGCUAAAUGGAAUAUUACUGUGAUAGAGGGUUUUAUCUAUAUUGCUCAACUCAACUUUUAUCUCUCAUUCAGUCUAUGCAUAUGCCAUGAUGAAGUAUUAGACUAUAUGGUACUAAUACUACAUGCACUACAGUCAUGGAAAAAAACAAGAGACCAUUUUUUUCCUUCAGUUUGUUGUCCAUUCAUCAUAAUGGCUGGUACAACUAAAGGUACAUUUGUGUGGACAAAUAUAAUGAUAACAACAAAAAUAGCUCCUUAAGAGUAUAAUUUAAGACCUGAUAUCUAGCCAUUUUCUAUGG